Anopheles nili is the source of this 5148-nucleotide messenger RNA. RefSeq names its product IQ motif and SEC7 domain-containing protein 2-like. The record is from RefSeq and is a predicted model, not a curated record. The transcript is spliced from 6 exons. Gene Ontology annotation, molecular function: protein binding; guanyl-nucleotide exchange factor activity. Lineage: Eukaryota; Metazoa; Arthropoda; Insecta; Diptera; Culicidae. Bases 1 to 4554 code for a protein of 1517 amino acids. Gene Ontology annotation, biological process: actin cytoskeleton organization; regulation of ARF protein signal transduction.
AUGCUCGAUUCGGAGCUGUACCCACGCGGCGGGGACACUCACCAUGGGCAACACGGGCAUCAUCAUCAUCACCAUCAUCACCAUCAUCAUUACAAGUCCGCACAUCACCGCCACUACCACUCACCUUCGCCCCAUCAUCACGAACGGGAGCGAAAGUCGCGGUCAUCGCCGAGACAUCAUCACCUGCAGCACAGCGAUGGUGAAAAAUUGAAGUACCAGAACGCCUUCGGUGGAUCGGUGGGCAAUGUUGGCAGUUCGUCCUCGUCGGAUAAAUACCACAAGUACUUCCCGCACCAUCUGCUGUCCGGUGGAAGCGGAAGUUCGUCCGGCGGUGGGUACUUCGAUCUUAGCGAUAAGAUCGACAGCCGAGGGUCGGAAAAGGGCAGCAGUCUUAUCAGUGGGAGUGGUGGCAGUGCCGGUGGUGAUAGCAAUAAUAACCAUCAUCAUCAUCAUCAUCAUGGACAUGCGUCCGGAUCGGGCAGUAUCCUGAGUGACACGACGACGACCGCCGGAAGUGGAAGCAAUGCGAGUGGUGGAAGCGGCAAGAAGCGAACGAUUGUGCUGGUAGGUGAUGGUAGGAGCCGCGUGAGGCGGGUCGUGCGGACACAAACGCGCCAAAUCACGGUAGUGAGCUACUCCGGGCGUAAGAAGGAAACGGAAAGCCACACCAGCCACCACGCGACGAUUGUCAGUUUCCCACAAAAAAUCGAUCGCCCAGCGCAGAUCUACUCGACCCAUCAUCACCAUCCGAGCAGCGCCAGCGGUGGCACCAACAAUGGCCUGCUCACGAGUGGCGCCAGCAGCAGCCUCGGCAGCAACAGCCUGUGUGGAGCCAGCGGCGGUGGUUCGUACGUCUACGUGCACCAGCAGUCGCAGCAACCGAACCAGCAGCAGUACCAGCAGGUCAGCCAGCAGCAUUACGUGUCACCGCAGCAGCUCACCUACCAUCUACAUUCGGCCGCUGGCGGUGGAACCGGUGCAGCUGGCAAUGGCUACCAUCAUCAUGGGUCGCAUCAGAACAUCGCGACGCCCACGCUUCACAAGAAAGGCUCCAUCCGCAGCAAUGGCGAUGUGCUCAAGCGGACACGCGUGCAAAAUGCGUAUGAGCUGUCGCAGGACCUGCUGGACAAGCAGAUCGAACUGUUGGAGCGCAAGUACGGUGGAGUGAAGGCACGCAACGCUGCCCUCACGAUUCAGCGCGCCUUCCGUCACUACACGAUGGUGAAGAAGUUCGCCUCGAUCACAGCGAUGGCUAAGGCGGAAAAGCGCAUGAGCCGUAGGGUUCAGCAGCAACAGCAACAGCAGCAGCAGCAGGGAGAGCUGGACAUGAUGCACCACGCGCAUCACCAUCAACAACCGGGAAUGGAGGAUGGACAGAUCUACGCCACCGAGGAUGGUACUAUGGUCGGACAGCAGCGUGUCUGUGCUACGAUCUCCGCAACACCACCAGGAACACUACACCACCGUGUGGCACCCGCUCGCUCGAUGUCCUUGCGGGAACGUCGGCUCGAUGCGAGCCCAAUUCCACGCACCCAGUCCGGCACGGCAUCUCCCGCUCCAGUCCCGAUCACCUCCUGGAGCCAAAGCCCGACUCAGCUCAUUACGGGCGCCUCGACUCAGCAGCCAGUACAGCAACAGCAACAGCAGCUACAGCAACAGUACUCGCAUCCGCAUGUAAAUAUUCUCCACCAGCAGCAGGCUCAGCUCGCCGGGUAUGGCUACACACCGGCCGUGUCCACUUCACCGCAUGUCGUGAUGCACCAUCAUCAGCAGCAGUACCAAAGCCAGUACGGAUCGCAGGAUUUGAAUGUGAGCGGUGCGAGUAGCAGCUCCCAACUCGACUCGACCGUAUCGUCGAUGAACCUGUCGUGGAACUCGCAGACGGCCAGCACGCACCAAAGCCCUUAUACGCCGCAUUACACGGCAGCGCAGAUCUACAUGCGCCCACGUGGCAUUGGCAUCGGUAGCUCAGGUGGAAGCAGCGGUAGUACAUCCAGUGCUGGUGGUUGCAGUGGCCGCAAGGUUCCACCGGAGGUACCAAAGCGUACUAGCAGCAUUACAGGGCCGGGUGGACAGCACACACCGAGUCGUUCACUGCGGCCAAAUGGGUUGUGCAAGACGGCCGAGAAUGGCAGUCUCAGCUCGGUGCAGUCGUCUGGAAGCGACUCGUCAGCAUCAGCCGAUCGAGGACUUGCAGGUGUCGGCAUAGAGAUGAUCGGUGGAUCGUCUGACCGGUCCAGUUCGCCCCAGUGGAAGCGUAAGGGUCCGGGAAGUAGCCAGGGAGGCAGUAUCACGUUGCUCCCAGCUCAAUCCCCCGAUCACAUGCUGAUGAGCGCAGGAUCCGGUGAGACCGCUGUCGUCGGUGGACGUUCGAUCCUGUCCAGCGUGGCUGCGGUGUCCUCGGCAAACACGACGGCUGUAGGAGGCAGUAGCAGCAGUGCCAACGUAACGAUCGCCAGCAUCGAGAGCGAAUGUCUGAGCUCGCACACGAGCGCCGCCCAGUACUCGAUGGAGCAGCAUGAUCAGAUCGUACACACGCCAACCUCGUACAAGGUGUCGGAGACGAUCCGCAAGCGCCAGUACCGGGUGGGGUUGAACCUGUUCAACAAGAAGCCGGAACGUGGCAUCACCUAUCUCAUCCGCAAGGGCUUCCUCGAGAACACGCCGCAGGGCGUGGCGCGUUUCCUGAUCUCGCGCAAGGGUCUCUCGCGGCAGAUGAUCGGCGAGUACCUGGGCAACUUGCAGAACCCGUUCAACAUGGCGGUGCUGGAUUGUUUCGCAGGCGAGCUUGACCUCUCCGGCAUGCAGGUGGACGUGGCGCUGCGCAAGUUCCAGGGCUACUUCCGCAUGCCGGGUGAGGCUCAGAAGAUCGAGCGUUUGAUGGAGGUGUUUUCGGCGCGGUACUGCCAGUGCAACAGUGACAUCGUGGCGCGGUUACGCUCACACGACACCGUGUUUGUGCUCGCGUUUGCCAUCAUCAUGCUCAACACGGACCUGCACACGCCCAAUCUGAAGCCGGAACGGCGCAUGCGGUGCGAUGAUUUCGUGAAGAACCUGCGCGGUAUCGACGACUGUCACGACAUCGAUCGGGAUAUGCUGAACGGCAUAUACGAGCGUGUUAAGGCGAACGAAUUCAAGCCCGGCUCCGAUCACGUCACGCAAGUGAUGAAGGUACAGGCCACCAUCGUCGGCAAGAAGCCAAAUCUGGCCCUUCCACAUCGCCGGCUCGUGUGCUACUGCCGGUUGUACGAGAUUCCGGACAUUAACAAGAAGGAACGUCCGGGCGUACAUCAGCGCGAAGUGUUCCUGUUCAACGAUCUGCUCGUCAUCACAAAGAUCUUCAGCAAGAAAAAGUCCUCCGUCACGUACACGUUCCGCAACAGCUACACUCUGUGUGGCAUGGUCGUCACCCUGCUAGACGUUCCAAAUUAUCAGUUCUGCAUCCGGUUGUCGCAGAAGGUCGACGGAAAAGUCCUGGUGACGUUCAACGCGCGCAACGAGCACGAUCGGUGCAAGUUUGCCGAGGAUCUGCGCGAGUCGAUCAGCGAAAUGGACGAGAUGGAAACGCUUCGCAUCGAAGCGGAGCUUGAGCGCCAGAAAUCGGCCCGUGGCACACGCAACACGAACAGCGAGAACCGUGACAGCGGUGUCGCAGACGUCGAGGUCUGUGCCGGCUCUUACCCGGCCGGUGUCGGUGGCCUAGUGCCCGGCGGUGUCGGCGGAGUGUCCCCGAACGAGUGUGGCCUCGCGCAUACCCAUAGCGAUGCGCAGCUAAAGCGCAGCGCCCUCAGCAACUCGCUGCUCGAUAUGCACGAACAAUUUGGCAAUGAAAAGCCGCAACGGCGCGGCAGCGUCGGCUCAUUAGAUAGUGGAAUGUCGAUAUCAUUUCAAUCCACCUCCGCAAGCACUGGCUCACGUAGCGAUAUCAAAGUACGAAUGCUGCCUCACAGCAACACCUCCGGUCAGAUAAUCAUGCAUGCCAGUCAGCAUCCCGCUGCCCUCAUGGGUGCCAUCUAUCAUCAGCAAAUCCAUCACCACCAACAGCACCAACAACAGCCGUCGCAGCAGCAGCAGCCGCAACAACCGGCACCAUCGGGUACGGCGACAGCUGGCGUGGUGGCCCACCAUCUGCAUCAUCAUCCUCAGCAUGCGGUCGGCAGCGGCGGAGUGAUCGUUUCGGUGGGUCCACUGGGGUCCUCGCAACAACAGCAGCAACAACAUCACCACCACCACCCUGGUGGGCCUCCUACAGCAGCAGCAUCGAUGAGCAACGGUAUGGUGAUGGUCGGUACGAGCAGUACCACUAUCAACCCGAACACCAGCCUCCCCGGCAACAGCAGCAGCAACAACAGCACCAGCAACAGUGGAGCUAUCCGGCGCGAGCGGAAACCCUCCCGUACCGAAGAUGCCGCUACGGCAGCAGCACUGGUAGCCAGUGUGGGAGUCUCUAGCGGCGUCAACGCCAGCGUCGCUGGUCCCAACAACGGAGCACCGCCAUCAGCGACCAGCCAGAGCAACGGGGCGGCCAAUUACGGUCGCUCGACGGAGGUCUAGAGCAGCAGGAGCAGGAACAGAUCAUCACCAUGCGUACGAUCGCGGCCAGCAGCAUCACCACGAUCACCAGCAAAGCGACCCUGAUCGAUAUCAGUUAGCACGGGCGGGCACACAUCCCUUCCUCGUGUGUUUCAGUUGAUUUUGCGAAUGCGAAUUUUGUGUUGUAAAUAUUUAGUAGAGAGAGAGAGUGUACGUUUCCAAAGUGGAUUAGUUUGUUAGUAGAUAUCGCGCGCGCGUUGAUUGCCCUUCUCUUAGCCAGCUACUACGGAUGGGUCCCUUGAAUACCCUUGAUUUGUGAGCAUGCAAUGAAUGGCCCCUGCAAAGCCACCCGUUUUAUAGAUUUGUACAUCAUUUCUUCCCCCCCAUCUGCUCACCAGUUCUCUAGAGUUCCUUUAGUUGUAGCACGCAUAGGGGGAAUGGCGUCAGGGAAGGACCUCAGGGUCCGGACGGAAGUUGUGAAGAGUGAGAAGAAAAGAGAAAAAUCCCCCCCACACACACACAAACACAAACACAUCGUGUAACAACAAUGCUAACAAAAACAAAGCAGCAUCGGCGGUUUGUGUGAUCAUGAUCAUCAUCAUCAUCAUCAAUUCG